Molecule: messenger RNA, 627 nt
Organism: Myiozetetes cayanensis
Lineage: Eukaryota; Metazoa; Chordata; Aves; Passeriformes; Tyrannidae
Gene: EMC6
Product: ER membrane protein complex subunit 6
Exons: 3
Coding region: 141-473 (110 amino acids)
Biological process (GO): autophagosome assembly; protein folding in endoplasmic reticulum
Cellular component (GO): EMC complex; endoplasmic reticulum; membrane
Source: RefSeq, a predicted model, not a curated record
GUCCCGUGGGCCCCCGCGCCAAGAUGGCGGGCGGGCGGUGUGGGCGGCGCGGGUGCGAGGCGUAGCGGAGCGGCGGUCCCGCGGAGCUGCGCGCCGCCGUGGAUGAGAGUGCCACCCCGGGAGGUCGCCGCGGGGGAGCCAUGGCCGGCGUGGUGGCCAAGCGCGAGGGGCCGCAGUUCAUCAGCGAGGCGGCCGUGCGGGGCAACGCGGCCAUCCUGGACUAUUGCCGCACCUCCGUGUCCGCCCUGUCGGGCGCCACCGCCGGCAUCCUGGGCCUCACCGGCCUGCACGGCUUCAUCUUCUACUUCCUGGCCUCCGUCCUGCUCUCCGUGCUGCUGGUGCUGAAGGCCGGGCGCCGGUGGAACAAGUACUUCAAGUCGCGGCGGCCGCUCUUCACGGGGGGGCUCGUGGGGGGGCUCUUCACCUACGUCCUGUUCUGGACUUUCCUCUACGGGAUGGUCCACGUGUACUGAGCGGGGCACGGGGACUGUUGCCAAAAGUCACUACACGAUAGGCCGGCUCACCUUCCAGGCUCUUUUCCGUGGCUCGUGUCGUUAAUGCUGUCGGUAAAUUAUGUCCAAAUUAAUCAGUAGCACUGUUCUAAUUAAAACUGAAUGUGAAGCACCA